Molecule: messenger RNA, 1860 nt
Organism: Nanorana parkeri
Lineage: Eukaryota; Metazoa; Chordata; Amphibia; Anura; Dicroglossidae
Gene: PIGN
Product: phosphatidylinositol glycan anchor biosynthesis class N
Exons: 18
Biological process (GO): GPI anchor biosynthetic process
Cellular component (GO): endoplasmic reticulum membrane
Molecular function (GO): mannose-ethanolamine phosphotransferase activity
Source: RefSeq, a predicted model, not a curated record
UUUUUAUUGCUAGUCCAUCUGGUGUUUUUUGUCUCAAUUUUUGACAUCUACUUCACAUCUCCGCUGGUCCAUGGAAUGACCCCACAACACACUUUGCUGCCAUCUCCGGCAAAACGUCUAGUGCUGUUUGUAGCUGAUGGCUUGCGAGCUGACACCUUUUUUGAGUUGGAUGAAAAUGGUGUUUCUCGGGCUCCUUAUCUCAGAGAAAUAAUCCAAACAAGGGGUAGCUUUGGUGUCUCUCACACUCGAGUUCCUACAGAGUCCAGACCGGGACAUGUUGCCUUGAUAGCAGGUUUCUAUGAAGAUGUCAGUGCAGUUGCAAAAGGUUGGAAGGAAAAUCCAGUUGAAUUUGAUUCUGUUUUUAAUGAAAGUGCAUACACAUGGAGCUGGGGCAGCCCUGAUAUUUUACCCAUGUUUGCAAAAGGUGCCAGUGGAGAUCAUGUAUUUACACAUUGUUACUCAGCGGCAAGUGAGGACUUUGCCUCUGAAGAUGCUACCGAACUGGACACUUGGGUGUUUGACAAUGUGAAGAAUUUCUUCAGGUCUGCCCGCAGCAACCAAACACUAUUAAAUAAACUAUAUGAAGAAAAAAUAGUGUUUUUCCUUCAUCUGCUUGGACUAGAUACCAAUGGACAUGCUCAUAGACCAGGUUCCAGCGAGUACAAAGAAAAUGUGAAAAAAGUUGAUGAAGGAAUCAAGGAAAUGGUAACCCUGAUUGAAGACUUUUAUGGAUAUGAUGAUAAAACAGCUUUCGUCUUCACCUCUGACCACGGCAUGACAGACUGGGGUUCUCAUGGUGCAGGUCACCCUUCUGAGACACUGACACCACUAGUUGUUUGGGGAGCCGGAGUACAUUAUCCAAGGCUAAAUCAACUGCAGCAUGAUACAUUCUCAAAAGAAUGGAAUUUGGAAAGAUUUCAAAGAAUUGAUGUCAACCAGGCAGAUGUGGCUCCACUCAUGACAGCACUUAUUGGAGUCCCUUAUCCUCUUAACUCAGUGGGUAUUUUGCCUGUGCAGUAUCUUAACAGCAGCAGUCUUUUUAAAGUGGAGAGUAUGCUUACUAAUGCGCUUCAGAUCCUGGAGCAGUUCAAGAUCAAGAUGGCACAGAAAAAAGAAACCACCCUGUCAUUCCUAUUUUCACCAUUUAUUUUGCUUUCAGAUUCUAAGCAGCUUGACAUUCUGAGGAAAACAAGAUCUUACAUUCAGGGAGGGAAUUACAAAGAAGCGAUGGACCUCUGCAAGACUUUGAUGGACUUGGCUCUACAAGGACUCGCUUAUUACCAUACCUAUGACAGAUUCUUCCUUGGCAUAAGUGUUGUGAUGGGCUUCACUGGCUGGAUUUCAUACGUUAUUUUAAUAACUUUGAAAACAAAUACUAAUAUAUCUCAAACUACUGUGACUCACAAUGGGGCAACAUCGUCUCUUGUGAAAUAUGGAUUUUUAACUCUGGCACUGUGCACUGUCUUUUUCCUGGUAAUCCAGUCAAGUCCAUGGACUUACUACGUGUAUUGCCUGUUACCCAUUAUUAUCUGGAAUGAAGCAUCAAAAGAAUUAUGGAUUCUUCAUUGGCUCAGAAUGCAACUGAUCACAGUUUCAGCUCUUAGAGUGUUGGAAUUUAUAAUCGUUAUAGGCUUUGGAGUUUUACUAUUGGUUCUCAGCUUCUUCUAUCGUUCAGUGCUUACAAUUGGACUUAUGGGUUUUGCCUGUUGGCCUCUGGUUGCAAAGCUGUGGGGACAAGCUAAGCUAACAACUAUGAGUUGGGUUCUCUUGUGCUUGCUGCUGGCAGUGUUUCCCCUGAUGCCUGUUGUUGGAAGGGAGCCCAACAUCACUCUGGUUCUUGGAGCUGGAUCUGUACAUGUA